AAAAAAAUCCUACAGAAAAUAUUCUUAAAAGGGAAUUUUGGGAACUAGACUUCCAGGAAAAGAAAGGUCAAAUUUCAGGCAUGAUGGAUGUACAGGAAUAUGGAAUCUAUUGUUUUGGAAUAAUCAAUAAAGUGUUUUUACCUGCAUCAAUGCAAGAGUUGUCAGCAUAUGAGUCAGUUUAUGUGAUGGCAUUCCUUAGAGCAUCGAUUGAGCAAUCUUACAGAUUAUUGCUUGGAUCUCAAAGUUAA
Molecule: messenger RNA, 248 nt
Organism: Entrophospora candida
Lineage: Eukaryota; Fungi; Glomeromycota; Glomeromycetes; Entrophosporales; Entrophosporaceae
Source: the annotation of a GenBank genome assembly